Penaeus indicus is the source of this 2071-nucleotide messenger RNA. Its product is annotated as monocarboxylate transporter 12-B-like. The coding region runs from base 397 to 1941 and encodes 514 amino acids. Lineage: Eukaryota; Metazoa; Arthropoda; Malacostraca; Decapoda; Penaeidae. Gene Ontology annotation, molecular function: monocarboxylic acid transmembrane transporter activity. Gene Ontology annotation, cellular component: membrane. The record is from RefSeq and is a predicted model, not a curated record. The transcript has 6 exons. Gene Ontology annotation, biological process: transmembrane transport.
UACAGAGCAUCCUUCAGCUAAUCAGCCAAGAGAAGUCAGGUCUUGAGUAAAGUGCCCUUGACGCUGGAGUUGUACCCGCUUGUGGUGACGAGUGCCAAAGCAGAUUUCAGAAGAUCGACCGUGGCUGUAAACCAGCAUUUCUUUUCACUAAAUUCGGCUUUAUUCCAUGGAAGUAAGCUGGUAAAAAGCUAAGUGUACUGUACCUUCAAACAACCAAAAUCCGUGGCGCUGUGAAGUAAUAUCGUCUGUUUUCACAUUCACAAAUUCUGGUGUUUUAUAUUCAAUCAUCCGAAAAUCAUAGUGAUGAAAAGCAAUUGUAUAUUACAACAAUGAAGACGACUGUUAUAUCCUAACCACGAAGUUGAACAAACACAAAGUCCAGGUUCGAAUGAAACGAUGGCCGGGAAAAGUUCUUUGGAAAAUGGGGAAACGGUAGAGAAGACUGUGCCUGAUGGAGGUUGGGGAUGGAUGGUCGCCCUCGGCUGCUACGUAAUGGUGGUAACGCUGCCAGGCAUGUCCCUGAGUUUCUCCAUCCUUUUUUCCACCUUCCUGCUGGACCUGGGCGUGUCCUCGACUACCACAGCCUGGAUCUUUAAUUCUCACCUCUUGCUGUGGAACUUGGUGGGUCCGUUGACAGGUCCUCUCACGACAGAGUUCGGGUUCCGGAAAGUCAGCAUGAUCUGUGCCGGCGCUGGUGCCACGUGCUUGGUCCUGUGUUCCUUUGCUACAUCGGCAGAAUUCCUUCUUGUAGCAUUUGGCCUGGGUGGAUUGUUCGGAGGCCUGGGAUGCAAGCCGUGUUACUUGAUUAUCGCUCACUACUUCAAGCGGCGUCGCGGUCUGGCCACGGCUAUCAUGAUGGCAGGCAUGUGCACGGGGCAGUUUGCAGGACCUCCGUUGAUUCGCCUCUUGCAAGAAACUUACGGCUUCAGGGGCGCCACCCUCAUCAUCGGCGGCAUAAUGCUUCACAGUGUGGCCGGAGCUGCACUUUUUCAGCCUGUUCAGUGGCAUAUGAAGAAAGAAGCGACAUCGAAGGAUCUGAGCAAGCAGGAGACACCAGUAGACAAACAGGAAGAUUCGUCACUCAUUAACACACCACUAACCAAUCCACAGGCGCCAUUAACGCUCCGAAAUAAAAGGCUUCGACAAGUGAGCGAAUCCUCCGCGUCCUUACACCUGUCCACUGUGGAUAUAUCUGGAUAUCCAACGAUUUGCGAAGAAGACCCAGACGACUAUGGCUCGGAGACGUCUCAAGACAAUUCGAAAACCAGUGGUGCUUGGAUCCUGAUAGGCCGGGUCUUCCGCUUAAUGAUCGCCGACUUGAAAAUCCUAAAAUCCCCGCCAGCCUUAAUCAUCGCGUUGGGAGGCCUUCUGUCCCAAAACGGCUACCUCAACUUCAUGCUCAUGAUGCCCUUCGCCGUGCAGGCUCACGGGUAUGCGCUGCAGGACGCGGCCUGGUGUGUGUCUGUGGCUGGUAUAUGCAAUCUAGUGGCACGACUCGGCACAACGACUCUGUCUGACUGCUCUUGGUUUAACAUGCGGCUUGUCUACGUACUUGGCGCUUGCAUCUUCGGCUCUGCUUCCCUCAUUUUCACCUUCGUGACGGACAUCAAGUGGAUGAUGGCGGUAGCGGGCGUGUGGGGUUUCGGCGUGGGCGUGAACAUCUCCCUCUUCACCCUGGUAAUGGCCCGAAUCGUGGGCGUGGAGAACUUGGCCGCUCUCAUCGGCGCUUCCUCUCUGCUUGUGGCUUUUGGAUUCAUCACGUUGGGACCUAUUAUAGGACUGAUCCGUGACGUAAGCAGUAGUUACGACGUAGCCAUUUGGGUUACGGUGGCCGAAACGUUUCUCUUCGUUCUCCUGUGGCUCUGCAUGCCAGCAGCUAUCAGAUACGAACGUAAAGCGAAAGAGGGAAACGAACACAACACUGAUAACCAGAAUGUAUAACUUCUGCCUCAUUUCCAGAUAUUUAAGAGUGUUUGUUUAGGGCAUAAAAGGACAGAUCUGCUGCUGUUAAGAAGUGCGUAUAAACUAAAAUAAAACAUCAAAAUGUUUGAAUAAAGUUUAUUAUAAAUAU